UGCUGAAAUCGGUGGCUGAGGCCAAGAUUGGUGGCACCAUGCGCCGACCAUUAGAUCCGGAUCGAUGAUCGGUCCUACGCCGAUGUCUUGGGUCCCGAGUCACCCGUGUCACCAUUGACGUCCAUUUCAGGUGUGAGCGACGUCCUAGAUGUCCCAAUUUUCGAGUGCCUCGGUGGGCUCAAAUGCCAGCACACCGACUGUGGCCAUUGCCACCAAGAGUGGAGCCAAGAUUGUGGGCCCAGGAGGCACCCUGAUUCAAGUGCCGAACCAUUCAGUCGGAUUGAGCAACCACCAGGUCGGUGGUCAUGUGGUAGUGUCCAGUGGUUCGGCCGUUGAAAUGUCCGGCGAAUCGAUCCAAUUAAUGUCCGGGUCUCUGCCUACCUCCAAUUUGUACGUGAACUAUCCUCACACCAUGUGGGAGAAAGACGCUGAGGGAAACCGGGUCCAGAUCAUCAAACAAGAGGACGGCGUUAACCCUGACGAUAUCUUAAGUCAGGCUACGGCCUCCAUUAAGCAGGAACCCAAUGCCAAUGGCGUGAUAAUUCGCACGAUUUCGAAUGCCGAACAAGCCUCGGAAUUGGGCGUGAUGCCGCCCACUCCACAACGAAAACAACCCACCCAAGUGGGCCCGGAUGGCCAACCUUUGCCCCGACCCCAUGUGUGUGAAGUGUGUCAAAAGACUUUCGUCAAGCGAGAGCACCUCACCAAACAUCUGAGGAUCCACAAAAACGACAAUAAGCGCUAUUCUUGCGAAUAUUGUCAAAAAGCAUUUAGAGACCGAUACGAACUGGUGAGGCACACGCGCCGACACACGGGAGACUUCCCGUUCAGGUGCAGUGAAUGUAACAAAGGUUUCAUGCGACAUGAACGGUACAUGACCCAUAUAAGAUGGCACACCGGAGAGCGACCCUAUCAAUGCACAAUGUGUGAGAAGAGCUUUCGCGAUCGAAGUGAGCUCAAUAGACACUCACGUCGUCAUACGGGUGAUUUGCCUUAUAAAUGUGAAACUUGUGGUAAAGGGUUCUUGAGACGCGAGCGCUAUGUCACUCACGUUCGUAUUCACACCGGAGAAAAGCCCUUCGUGUGUGCAGUGUGUUCAAGGGGCUAUCGAGACAAAAGAGAGCUCAGGAAGCACCAAAUCACGCACAACCACUCCGGACAAAGUGCUCCCAUCCCUGGUGUUCAGCCUACCCCUCAGCCUUCGACCUCCGCUGGGACGGGAGUCGGCAAUAUGAACCCAGUCGCCUCUCCUAAUCCGCAAAUGAAUGUUUCCCACACUCUUGGAUCACCCGAAACCAAAACGAUCAUCGUACAGCAAUCGAUAGCCCUUCCUAACCAGCCCGUUCCGAGGGAGCUGUUGAAUCUGAAUGGGAAUGUGCAACAAGUGGUCCAACAAUGCCAAUGCAUCUCAUCUGAAGGCGGUACAACCGUGAGACUAACCACCACUGAAGGCAAUGUAACCACCGCUCAAUUGGUUAGUGUUCCGAGUGGUGUGCUUCAAGGCAUACAGAACGUACCCAAUGGUGGGGGAGGGGGUUCCAAUGUCUCAGUAGCGGUCUCCUCCGCCCCCAAUAGCCACAAUUCCAUGACAGCUGCUUUGCCUAGUUGGAUUCUUGACGGAUCUGGCAUUCCUCCCGCGGGCCACAACCGCGGAAAUCCCACAUCGGCCGACACUACCAACACUACUGUUAUCAUUCAGCAAGGAGAAGGGGUGCAGCCAGAUUCGAUUGUCACCGUCGAGGAUGCCUCACAGGCUCAUUCGGCGGUGUCUUCCUUGCCCAUGAUUGCCACCUCUUUAGACGGCCAUCAGGGCGCAAUACAUGUCAGAAAGGCCGAUGAAGAAGCAGCUGCCAGAGAAUUGCUUCAAUUAAAGACUAUGCCCAUGGCAAUUACCAAAGAUCUGACCAAUGGUUACGUGCUUGUACCUGCAGAUGCCAACGGACACGCAUCUUCUGGGAGUGCCCAAGUACAAAAUGGUCACCAGCGUUUGAUUAUGAGAGUGCCAGAGCUAGGACUUCAUUCGCUUGGAAAUCACUCAACUAAUCUAUCUUCUAUUUCCAUACCUAAUCUGGAUGGAAACAUUACCGAUGAGGGCAGUGACUCGGAAGACGAGGACCUCCCUCCCACAGUGUCGUCCAAAUCCUCGGAACCUGCGUCCUCAGCCUCUCUCACCAUUUCAGAGUCCACUAGUCUUGCCAAGGCGUAUGAGAUCCCAAAUAACAAACUUGACAACCAGAAAAGUGGUGUUGCACAACAGGGGUCUCUCAUAUCGCCCCCUAGAAAUUUGGGAUUGGCCACUAGUAGUAGUCGAACAGUGAUUGUGUCAUCUCCAGCUUCCAAGUUACAGCGACCCGUGAGUGCUCCCAAACGACAUUCAAUCAAGUCGUUGCUUGGUGUUGACGAUGACUCGUCUGAUGAUGAAGUGGCUUCAAAUGCAAGUUCUCAUGAAAGUCGUUUACCGUUAAUUCAAAAUGUGACUGACUCAGGUCAGAGUGAAGUGAAAGCGGGCACCGUGCUCGAUUUGUGCACCAAAACCACCGAAGAUCAUCUACCUUCUGCAACUUCAGCCGCUUCAGCUGUCUCGGUCGACGAGAUGGCCAUUUCCCUAGUUCAAAGUAAAAGCAUUCCAUCCAGCAGUAUUGACUACAAGAGCACAGGAGACUCUCCGCUACUUUUGGAGCCAUCUCAAUCCAAGAAGGAUCGUCAGUCACCUCCCCUCUCGAGUCUUGAUUUGAAAGUCGAUGCAACAGAAAUAGGUCCAAGUUUGCCGUCAAGUGAAACCGUUGUUCUUGUUCAAAGAAAACUUGGCCUCAAUGUUAAAUGUGAGGCCAAGUCAUCUGAGACGACCACUGUCGUUUCCGUCGGAGAUUUGAACGCCACAAGUCCUGAAAGUCCAGAGCAGAUUAAUCAAGUUAUUACCGAGGAGCCACAGAGUCACGAAAACAAGCCCACUUCGUCUGAAAAUGAAAUUGAGUUAGGAAGCAAAGAAGUUCAAGAAGCAGCGGAAUGUAAUGCUGAUAAAGACGAUCAAACCGGUGAGUCUGAAGAACCCAUUGACCCGUCGGACAAGAUCAUUUUGGCACAAACCGGAGAUCUACUUGUUGACGAUCAACUUUCUGAGAAAACAUCUCAUUUUGUCGAAGAGGAUCAAAAAGAAGCUCAAUUUCCGACAGCAAACCAGAAAAUCAACAAAGACUUGGCCAACUUAGGUGUGCUAGAUAAGGAUAUUUCAAAGAUAAAUGCUUUACAUCAAGAUCAAACUCCAAAGGUUUUAAAGCAACAUCAAACUAUAAAGGAAAUACAACUAGAACAAAUGAGCCAGAAUCAUCAAGAAUCCCCCGAAGAAUCCCAAGAUCUAGUUCAACAAAAGCAUCAAGAGCAAGAAUAUCCAAAGGACAAUAAGGCUCCUCAAAAGCAAGAGGUUUGUAAGGAAGAGGAAGCGACCAAAAGUCAAGAGGUUUUCGAGGAACAAAACGUCACCAAGGACCAAAACAGGGUGAAGAAACAAUACGAUCCUAAGGAACAUCAAGCUCCCAAACAGCAAAAGUCUCCCAAAGAACAAGCCCUUUGCAACGAAGAAGAAGCUCCAAAAGAAGGGGAAGCUAUAGAGGGACAAGAAACUCCGACAGAAGAGAAAGCUUCCGAGGAAACAUGGGCUUCCAAGCAACAAAAAGAUUCCGAGGGACAACAUGCUCACAAAGAACAAAACGCCUCCCAAAAACACCAGGCUCCCAAAGAACAAGAAGCCCCCCAAAAACAAUCUGCUCCCAAAGAACCAGAAGCUCCUGAGAAGCAACAAGAUCACAAAGAUCAUGUAGAACGCGAGGAACAAGAGGCUUUCAAAGAACAAGAAGUCUCCGAGGAACAACUUGCUCCAAAAGAAAAACCUGCUCUCGAAGAACAAGAAACCCCUAUUGAACAAGAUGUCCCUGAAGAACCAAUUCAACUUGAGGAACCAAUUGCUCUUAAGGAGCCAAUUGCUCUUAAAGAGCCAAUUGCUCUUAAGGAACCAAUUGCCCUUGAGGAACCAAUUACCCUUACGGAACCAGAUACUCGUAAGGAGCAACCAACUCCUAACAUGCAAAAUGCCCCCGAAGAACAUCCUCAUGAACAGAAACCUCCAAGGGAAAAUGAAGUUCUUAAUGAACAGAACGCUUUCAAAGAACCACACUCUUCCAUGAAACAGCAAGCUCCUAAAGAGCAGGUAGCUGCAGAUGAAGAAAAAAGUUUAAAAGAGCAUACAACUCCCAAGGAAGAAGAGGCCCCCAAAGAACAAAUCGCCUUCAAAGAACAGGAGACCCCCAUGGAUCAAGACUCUUCCAAAGAACUGGAACCUAUUAGGGAACCCGAUCCUCUCCAGGGGCAAGAGACUCGCAAAGAACAAGAGCCUCAUAAGGAGCAAGACGAUUCAAAGGUUCAAGAAGUUCCCGAAGGUCAAAGCCAAUGCGAGAAACAAAAAACUGAUGAAAAAUGUGAAGCCUUCCAGGAACAAAUUUCACCUGAGGAGCUGGAACCCAUCAGGGAACACGACUCUCCCAAGGAACUGAAAACACUCAAGGAUCAAGAUCUUCCCAAGGAACUAGUUAUUCUUAAGGAACAAGAAACUCUCGACGAGCAAUACCGAUUCAAGAAACAAGACUCUCCACGGAAACAACAAACUCUCAAUGAACGCCCCCCUUGCAAUGAUCAAAAGGCUCCCGAAAAACUUGGAACUCCCAAGAAGCAGGAACCACUCCGUGUUCCAGGCUCUCCCAAGGAACAGCAAAACUGUGAUGAACAAGAUUCUCUGGAAAAGCAGCCUUUGCAUGAGAAUGAUAUUGUUGGAAAGAAGAACUAUGUUCCCAAGAAAGAUGAUGUUAUUUUCAGUGAAGUCUUGCCUGGUUUUAAGGACGAUGAAGCGGUUCUCGUCGAAGGUUCUGUUGUAGCGGCCGAAUGUCCUACUCCUCUUGAUGAAAAUGUUGUUGUUGCUGCUGCCAGUGAAGUUUCCGUUGAUUCGAAAGAAUCCACCGUUGUUCUCAAAGGAAGUGUUAUUGAUGGUGAAGACGGUUUUGUUAGUUGUAGAGAAGGUGCUGCUGAUCCUAGUAUGGGUGUUACUAGUUCCGAAAAAGGUGCUACUCUUCUGAAUAAAGACCAUCAUGUCUCAAAGGAAGAUGGUAAUCCUCAAACAAAUACCAAUUCCUUGGAAGAUGGUGGGCCUACUGAAAUUAUUGUUCCGACUUCGAAGGAAGACAAUUCAUCCGAGAGAGAUCCUCUUCCAAUUGAGGAAGUUACCGUUAUCCAAGCGGAAACGUCGAAGUGCAAAAGUGUUUCUGUAAUGGAAAGUAGUGACAUCGUUUCUGUGGAGAAUCCUCAAAAUCGAGAUUCUCUCGUCAACGCUGGAGUGGAAAUUCCAUCACCCGUCAAGGACGAAUUCGGUUCAAGUUCCCUCCAAGGUCAUGGCAAUGAAUUUAGGAAUCUAGUGCAAUCCGAUCAAACUUCGUUAGAUUUGACAAGUACAUGUGAGGUGUCCCCAGAUGCUUUCCAUUCAGUUGAGAAUUCAGAGGGACACUGCCCUGAUGAAGAACAGUCAAAAUGUGACAAAGAUCUCGGAUCACCCGACGGACCAACUCCGUCGAAGUCAGAAUCAAGCGGUUUGAAAUACCAAGAAGAACUCAAAGCUACAACAUCAACGCCAGCCAUCAUGCCUCUCAUUAAAACUGAUAUCAACCUUGGACAAGAGUCCCAAGAGGCGGUGCUUAUGAGGGAUGUUGAGAACUCUAUUCCUGCCUCAAAACUUCCCGUAUUACAAGAAGUGGUUUCAAAUGCUCCCUCAGAACACCCAAAUCGAAAGGCUGUCCUGCCACAAGGAUAUAGUCAUAUUGAAGAACAAGUUGCAAGAAAUGUUGGUUCCGAUAAAGAAACUCGAAAUGAUGAAGCUCAUGAUAGCAAGGUUGAGGAGGAAAACUCACAAACCACCACCAAUGAGUCGAGUAAUGAUGUCCUGAAAGAUUCGGUGACCAUCUCCGACGGUCAAUUGCUAGCGAAUUCAAUGCCAAAAGAGACUCAAGCGUUAAACAAACUAACGCAAAAGAUCGAUGCCUUAGUUUCAGAAAAUAUCUUGGAGACAUCAACGAAGAAAUGCGUGGAGGAAGAAAAUUCGAAAGAGCUCCAAGAACUGUCCAAGUUAUCAGCCCAAAGUGUCGAACUAGUGUCAAAAAGUCCUGAACGGCUUGGGAAGCCGAUUGAGACGGACUUAGUAAAAUCUCUUGGCUUGGAUGGCAUAGUGAAGGAGAGUGAAGACUCCCCCGAGAACACCAUCGCACUUGAUCAAGACGAAGGAGCUGAAAAGUCAACUUUAACCUGUGAUAAAUCCAACGACACAAAUCCUCGUGGAGAAAUUGCUGCAGUCCCCGGGAGUAGCGGAGAGGUCAACGAAUCUGAUUCUGUUGCCACCAAAGAUUCUGAAGUCAUGUCGGAUUGGGAUGCGGAAGAGGAUGAAGAAGAAGAGGAAGAGGAGGAAGAGGAAGGCCAGGGCAACGAAUAUGAUGCCGAUGAGGAUGGGCGGUCUUCAUCCUUGUCCUUUAGAACUACCUCUUCGGCUGCGUCAACAAGCCACGUUGACAUUAGCCAAACUGUGAUUCCAGUUUCCUCGUCAUUAAUGAGUACCUUGAAAAUGCAAAGCUCAAAUCUUCCACUGCCGGUUUCGACAACGGAUGGCUCCUUGGCGUCAAAUGUUGCAAAUUCUGUUACCGAUUUUCUCAUCUCGAGUGCAACGCAAUCGACCAAGAAACGGGGAAAGUCUUCCGGACUACUUGUGUGUCCCUAUUGUGAUCGCAAGUAUAAAGAGCGUCAUCGGUAUGAUAUUCACAUUCGGUUUCAUACAGGAGAAAAGCCUUUUAUUUGUCCAAUGUGUCAAAAAGGGUUUCGUGAACAGCGAAAGCUUAACUUACAUAUAGCUCGACACAAUAGCUCACUAGGUCACAAAUGCCACCUGUGUCCAAGAAGUUUUGAGGGCCCUAAAGCAUUAAACAAGCAUUUAGAUGCUCACAAGAACAAUCGUUAUGUUGCUCCCAAAGUUAUCACAAAACCCGAUGGAACCGUGUCAAUGGUCUUGCCUGAAGAUCCCAACUUAAGGAAGACCGGGAGUGAAACCACGCUUCCAGAGCAAUCCAUCGUACCGACUGGAUCCAUCCAGCAGCCACCUGUUUUGGGUGAUGUAACUCCAAGUUCCUCCUCGAUUUCUUUAACCUUGCCGUCUGGUCCUGAUCUUGAGUUUAGCGAAUCCUCCACCAGUGAUGACCACGGAACUAUAAGUCUUUCAAUGGAUGAUCUCAUGCAAUAUGCAACUCCACUGCCUCCCCUUCAAGAACACUCUCAUCACACGACAGUAGCUCCGGAUUUAGAAGAGAGAUUGAUCCACAACGAUGAGGGCAAACUGAAAAUUGUUCCUGUUGGGAUGGAAGAAUUUCUGACUCCCCAAUUCGUGAACUCUUCACAAGCUUCGCAAUUGGCUUCAAAUAUGGCACCUACCUCAGAUCAGCGAUUGGGCUCAUCAAAUCUAGGAGACCAUGCCAUGAAUUUGCACGCACCCAGCCUCAAUGAUUCGGGCGAAUUUCCAGACUUGUUAGAUUCGGAAAGUAAUCUGACCACCCUGGACUAUCGAAAGUACAAUGAGGAUGAGAACAAGCCCACAGUAAAGGACGAGUCAUCGGGACUGAUCUUCACUACACUGAGCUGUCCUCAAUUUCCUAGCGAGGAGAAAAAGCCUGAACCUCCGACAGCUCCAGAGCCCCCGCCUCCUAUGGUUGUGGCUCGAAAAUCGGCACCGCAGAUCACAUUUAAGAGAGGGGAUGGUAAGUCCAGUAGCAAGGCCCAAGAUUUCAUCAAGGCUUUGACCUCGGAGGCUGUGGCUCAGCUCUCAAAGGCCAAGAUCAAUUUACCUGCUGGUACUUGCCUUGUCCCUGCGGAUGCUAAAUGUGAAUCUGCUACCACUACCACUACUAUAGCCUCAACCGUCUCUUUGCCAGAUGGCUUAAACAUCAGCCCGGCGGCGGCUCCAUCUACCUCAACCUUUUUAAGUGAUGUUGUUGUGCGGUCCAAGCCUAUGACCAUUACAAUUCAGUACAAGAUAUUCCCCGACUCGCAGGGCCAGCCUCAAAAGAUUGCAGUUCAACGAGAAUUGGCUGAUUUUCUCAAUGAGGCUCCUGGACAAACCCUCGGGACGCCAAUUAUUUCCUCCGAAAGCAUACCCGCGGGAGGUUCAUUGACUGACUCUUCAUCAAUAUCGAGCAACGUAUCGUCGCCAGUUCCGCCCUCCAUUACCUCUAGUUCUUCCGCCGCUCUUGCGACCACUUCUGCUCUCUCCACUCCUCUAAGUUCGGCUCAAAUGACCCCGACAACUCCGUUUGGUGACAUCCACGCUAAAGAUCCAGCCAAAGAAACGCGAGAGGUCUUUUCUGCCUCAGGCCAAAAAUUCGAGAUUCCGACCAUCGUGACGAGUGGUUUUGAUUUAGACAAUCUGUUGUGCACCAUCUGCAACAAGGGUUUCAAGAAUGACAAAACGUUGAUGGGCCACAUGCUGAAUCAUUUUGGAGUGGCUCCGAAGAUGGCCGAUUGUCCCAUUUGUGGCCUCACACUUCAAAAAAAAAGUUAUGCUCGUCAUUUGCGCCUUCAUGGGGAUGUGGUUCCCGUGGUGUGCCCUUACUGUCAGAAGGGGUUUCGAGAGAGGAGAAGUCUUGAUAAGCACAUUCGAGCCAUUCAUGGAGUUGAAAGACCUUUUGCUUGCAACCAUUGCGAGGCCAGAUUUAAGACCCCACUGGAACAGACGGCCCAUAUGAAUCAACAUAUAAACGGAUUCGCUCAUAAGUGUCACGUGUGUGGACUUGCCUUCGAGGAUAACGAGUCACUCAAUAUCCAUUACAAAGUGCACUCUGGAGUAAAACCGUUCUCGUGCGAAAUUUGUGGCAAGGCCUUCACUUCUGAGAAGAAUAAGCGGGUUCAUGUGCUCCGGCACCAAGGCAGUCUUCCUUUCAAGUGUGAUGUGUGCAAUAUGACCUUCGAGUCCCAGGUUCACCUAAGCAAACACGCUGCCAGUCACACGAGGAAGACCGAAGUCAUAUCGGCCAAAAUCAACACCUUUUUGGAAUCGUUCAGUGCUUCUUUAGAGAAUGAUAUGUUGGGCUUAGACGAAAGCUUCGAAACUGAGCAAGGCGUGAGUCUGUCCGAUGAUACGAGUUUGGAGGCAGCAGCCGCUGAGGCGGCACUCAUUUUCGGACAAAACGAUUUCCCCGAAGAAAUCUUGGGAGAAACAGAGGAUGACACCGCCUCACAAUUUAGUGCAUCGGGUGAUUUUGCCAUUCCUGAGCCGAAGGAUGGAGACUCUUUACAAUGCAAAACAUGCAAUACCGUGCUUAAGAACAAGAGAUCAUACAUGAUCCACAUGAAGCGACACGCCGGACUGUUAAAGUUCAAGUGCAAAUACUGUCCCAAAACCUUCCAAGGAAACUUCAAGUUGAAUCGUCAUAUGCGUGUUCACGUUCGGGAAGGGACCAAUAUUACUCCUCCUCCGCCUCCCGAGGCGCAGAAACCAGCGCAUUCCUUAUCCUUGGGUGCGAAUCCCUUGGAGCAUCAUACCAUGCGCGAACAAGAGGUCAGUGUGGAAACCACGAAAUGUGCUCUUUGUCCCAAGACUUUUACGGAUAACGAGAGCUUGCAAGAACACACGCGAGUUCACUUCCAGGGCAAUGAGAAUGAGAGGAGAAUAGAUAGCAAACUACUCAAGGAUAAAUUGUUAUCCAAAACUAGGCCUGCCAAAUUCAAGGCAUUGACCAAAGUACAGAAGCUAGCUCCCGUCAUGUUCCACCCUUUCACUUAUCAGUGCACGAUUUGUGACGUGGAAUUGCCUUCCAAGACUUCGCGGGCUGUGCACAAGAUCACCAAACACAACCGACGGAGCUGGAAAUGUAAGUUCUGCUCCCAACUCUUCUUGAACCGAACCCAUCUAUUGGAGCAUUUAGAGAUAAGUCACAAAAUGGAUCGCGAAGAAAUGCAAAUGCUGGGCAUCCUCAAGAAAGCCAACAUUUUCAUUGCUCUUCGGAAACCAUACAAGCCUCCACUUCCCCCCAGUCCAUCUCCACCCCCAACACCACCCGCCUUAGUCAGUGGUGGGCUUAGAGAAGUCCCGGGCUCAAACUCUCCAGCUUUGAAAUACGUACAGAACGAAGAACUCUUUGAUGCUCCCAAUCUCACUUGCCUGGCUUGCAACAAGUCCUUCAAGAACUCUCGAGCAUUCAAACAUCAUUGUGAUAGACACCAAGGGACAUUGAAGCAUAAAUGUCCAGAAUGUGUUAAGUCGUUCAUCCGGCGCUCAGAGGUGAACAGACAUUGCAUUGCGAUUCAUGGCAGGCCUUUAAGACCUGAUGAGGACACAAUUCAGCAUUUACUCACUGACAACAACUCUAGAUUACAAACAUUUGACCAAGGGUCCAGCAUUGUCGCCAACUUCUCUCUUCCUAGUGAUUUGAGUUCCGAACUAAACACCCUCCCUCUGGGACACUAUCAAGUCCCUGAUGGAACAAUUUACAGGCAUGAUCCUUCAUCUCUCAUAUCUGAUGCUUCAAGAUGUUCGACAGCUUUGUCAGAAUCGGGAGGCUAUGAGUUCUCCUUGGCGGCUACUAAUUCGUUCGUGGAAGAGCCAAUAGAAGACGCUUCAAAAAUCAUUGAGCAAAAAGAUAAGUUGAUUGCCAUGAUGCAACAGAAACUCGUCGAAAAAACACUCACAAAGAAGAAAAAGAAGGACAAAAGUAAGAAAGAAAAGCGUAAGAAAAGCCUUGAAAAGGAGUCUGUAACUGUACCCACUGAUCUCCAAGAAGCAAAAGAUCAAUCUAAGAAUGACUCUAAGCCUGCCAAAAUUGCUCUACCAGGACCUAUCAUGUCGAUGCCUCUCCUUAUGGAGCCACGGGUCGCAAGCCCUUUGCAAAGUGUCGCUCAAACCACAACACGAGACCAACCUCCAACCAAAUCGGUCAACGCACAGAACAUCAGUGAAGAAAUUCCAGCAGAUAAUGAUAAUAAAUUUUCUGUUGUCAUUCGAAAGCAAAAGUGCCAACUUUCAGAAGAAGAUCGCAUCAAGUCUGAAUUGGAAUUUGACAAGCUCAUCAGCACUAAAGCUAAAGCCAAAAUAGAAACCUUCACUCCAUCGUCAUCUUCCAUUGAAGAACUUACGAGCGCCAUGUCCCAAAACGCAGUGGUUCAUAUGCCAAUUGUCUUGGAAGAGUCUAAUACCGGAGAUCCAUUGAGUUCAGAAGCUGAUUUAGCCAAUGAAGGUCUCGAGGACAUGGACGAUUUGCCAGAUCUAUUAGCGACAAGCUUUUCAGAUGAAUCCACAAUGAAAAAGAAUACAACCGACUUUUCAACACCAAAUCUCUCUUCAAACCCAGCUACGUCAAAUUUGAAGACCAGUUUUUUCGUUGAAGAAAUCCCCUCUGUGCAAUCCAAUUUGAUAGUAGACCAAUCGUCCAAGGUCAUGAUGUUGAAAGGGAAACAGGAGGGAAAAAAUUCUGAGGAGAGUAUGCCAACCGAAAACAUAUCUGGGCAUGUAAAAUCUGGGGUAAUAGAGUCCCAUGCACCAAGAGUAAUGGAUGAUGAAGUGCCUCAAGGAGAAGUGUUGGAAGAAACUAAGUCAACAGACAAAGAGACUGUAAAUCAAGUGGUGACAGAAAAAGCAUCUGAGAAUAUGGAAUUUUCUGCAAUGCAUCAUGAAAAACAUCAAGAAAUAACAUCAAAGGAGAAGCUGGUUGAAGAAAAGGCUCCUGAAGUAAAGAAAUCUGAGGUAAAGACUUCUGAACUAGAGGCAUCUGAAGUGAAGACAUGUGAAAUGGAGACAUCUGAAGUGGAAAUAUGUGAAGUGAUGGUACCUGAGGUUACUGAAGCAAAGUCACCAGAGAUGAAGACACCUGAAGCAAAGACCUCAGAAAGCAAGGCUCCUGAUAUGAUGGCUGCUGAAGUAAGGAGUUCUGAGUUGAAGACAUUUGAAAGAAAGACGCCUGAAGUGAAGGCUAUUGAAGAAAUGACGCCUGAAGUGAAGGCAUCUAAAGCAAAGGCACCAGACAUGAAUAUAUCUGAAAUCAAGGCUACUGAAGAAAGGGCACCUGAAAUGAAGCCGUCUAAAGCAAAGACACCUGAAAUGAAGGCAUCUGAAGAAAAGGCACUUGAAAUCAAGUCACCUGAAGUAGGGAUUCCAAAAAGUAAGGCUCCUGAUACAAAGGCACCUAACGUGAAGACACCUUACGAUGAGGCACCUGAACUGAAGACUCCCGAAAUGAAGACACCUGAAGUGAAGACACCUGAAGUGAAGACAUCCGAAAUGAAAGCACCCGAAAUGAAGGCACCCGAAGUGAAGGCACCCGAAGUGAAGGCACCCGAAAUGAAGGCACCCGAAAUGAAGGCACCCGAAAUGAAGGCACCCGAAAUGAAGGCACCCGAAAUGAAGGCACCCGAAGUCAAGGCACCCGAAGUCAAGGCACCCGAAGUCAAGGCAUCCGAAGUCAAGGCACCUGAAGGGAAGGCACCUGAAGUGAAGACACCUGAAGUGAAGACACCUGAAGUGAUGGCACUCAAAGUCAAGGCACCCGAAGUCAAGGCACCCGAUGUCAAGGCACCCGAAGUCAAGGCACCCGAAGUCAAGGCACCCGAAGUCAAGGCACCCGAAGUCAAGGCACCCGAAGUCAAGGCACCCGAAGUCAAGGCACCCGAGGUCAAGGCACCCAAAGUCAAGGCACCCGAAGAAGAGGCUCUUUCAAAGAAAACGCUAAAAGCAAGGGCACCAGAAAUGAAAGGACUUGGAUUAAAAGCAACUGAAGCAAAGGCUCCUGAAGAAAAGGGAUCUGAAGAAAAGCCAUCUGAAGAAAAGCCAUCUGAGGUAAAGACCUCUGAACUGGAAACAUCUGAAGUGGGGACAUCUGAAGUGAAGACAUCUGAAAUGGAAACAUAUGAAGUGAAGGUAACUGAACUGAAGGAAUCUGACAUGGAGACCCCUAAAGGGCAAACAUCGGAAACAAUAGCAUCCAGAGUAUUGAACAAAGAAUUGCUUGAUAGCAAAAAUUCUGAAAAAAGAUUUUUUUCUGAUGGCAAUGUCUCAAAAGAAAAUGCAUCCGAAAGCAAGAAAAUUGUUGUGAGUGAUUCUGAUCCAUCAACCAAAUCAAGAGUGAAAGGGUUAAACAAAUCAAAAGCAGAGAAGUCUGGUUCAAAGAAAAACUUGGAAUCUGAAGUGCUUCCAAAGAUUCCUGAAACAAAUGCAUCGGAUGUUGAAGGUAUUCUCAAAAUGUCACAUGACCCUGAAGUUCCGGCCGAAUCUGCAUCUCCUAAAAAGCCUACCAGCCCUAAAAAUGAAGGUUCUCCCAAAGCGAUUGAAAGCGACUCUUCAAUUUCUGAGAAUGAGGAAUUAAGUGAAGAUGGAUGUCUCAGGAGAAAACUCCGAAGAAGACCCAACCUUUCUUCAAUUCCCUUUGCUCCCAAGCUAAGGAAGAAAGUACUUGCUGCCAAAGAGAAAACUCCACCUAAAAAAGAAAAUCCCAAAGCAGAAGACAAAUCAUCCUCCAAGGUCAAACCUCAGCCUCGCAAAGAAUCUUCUCCCAAGAAAUCAUUGGCUAUUUUCAAGAUAUUCCAAAAUAAGGCUGCGGAAAAGAAAGAAGAUGAAAAGGAUCGUGAGAGAGAACGUGAAAGAGUGCAAGUUGAUGACGAAGAUCGAUUCAACAACAAAGAUGAAGAUUUGGACUUGUUGCGGGAAGAAAAAAAGGCAGUGAAACAGCCUUCGGUGGUUCCAAAGAAGACAUCAAGACAGAAGAAGAAAGUACGAACAAAGAAACCUCCACCUCCUCCGCCCACUCCUGGAAGCAGGAGUUCUUUAAGAAACAAAUUCAAGCCCUCCGAUAUUGAUCCUACUGCAUUAGAUUUUGAAAGCUUAGAUGAAAAUCAGUCCAAGAGCCCAGUCAAUCAGAAUGUCAGCAAUUUCGACUCAUCAAUCCCCGUCGCUCCAAUGACUGAUGCUAACCAAGAGCCAAUCAAGGAAAACGAUCAGAAAAUGGUAGUCAAAGUUGUUGAAGAGGAAGAAACAAUAUCUGACCGGAUCGAAGGGGGAAUCCAAGAAGAUUCAGAACAAAGGGAUGGACAAAAAAUAUCCGCCGAGGUUAACGUGGUAGAAAGACACAACCAAGCCAAAGUGGAAGAGAUUCAUCCCAAGAUAGAUCAUGACGAGCAGGGUGAUAACGAGAUGACCAUUGAACCAGAAGCAACAGCCAAACCUGUGCAGGAAAUAGAAAUCUAUCCUUCUGAGGGACAAAGUGAAUCUGUUCUUCCUCUGUCUGGACGUUCCUCUAAAUCAGAAUUACAACCAAUAGUCGGGUUAGGUGCUUGUAUGGAGUCCGAAAACCAAGACAAAGCUAAGACUGUAACGAAAGUCGAAUCUGAAAAAAUCCAGUCAAAGAAGGCUGUAGCCUGCGCGAGUGGUGAAAUAAGAUCGCAUCAGGAACUUGAGCUGGAUCCCAAAAAUCCAUCCAAGGUCAAAUUAAGCAAGGAAAAAAACAAGCCUAAGAAACAGAUCAAAGGGAAGAAGGAGAAUGAAAGUCAAAUUGAGGAACCUUCGGCAAACGUUAUUGAACCUGAACUACCAAGUGACGAGAAUGCCCAAGAUAGCAAUGAACCUUUGGUCAGAAAAACACGAGGACGCACGAGAAACAAAUCGUCAAUCACGUCGGAUUCCAAAGCGAAGCAAGCUGCUCCAAAAAUCGAUCCAUCUGAAAAGGAGAAAUCAAUUUCCACCAUUGAACUUGGGACUUCCCCCGUGACGGAUAAAUCCCCUACCCCCAAGAGGAGAGAUACUUCAAUCAAAAGUGAUUUGGAUUUGUCUUCUAAAACCAUCCGCGAAAUCCAGAAGAAAUCUCCCACAGUUUGCAUUAAGAUCAUGAAUGAAGAAGAUAUUGAAAGAUCCAUCAAAGGAGAAGCCAUUGAGCCCACUCCAGCCUCGAUUAAACCCACCAUCGAAGUCAAUCCUGAAGUGGAAGCCUCUUCCAAGGAUCAUGCAGACUUACCGCGCUCUCCAAAAGGAGCUGGUGAUCGAUCCAAAUCUCCUUCAAGAUUCAGCCCCCGUAGAUCUCGCAAGUCCGAAUCAUCAAUUGUAUCAGAGCCGAUCCUCGCUCCCUCGACUCCCUUAACAUCUCAAGCGAAAAAGAAGUCCUCCAACUUAAUCAAAGAUGGAAGAGUUUCUGAGCCAGAGUUAUCUGAAAGUGUUGAAUUGGACAAACUCCAAGCUGAAGCGCAAACAUUAUGUGGAGAAGAUGAGGCGUCCAAGGCUAAGAAGAACGAGGAGAACCUCUCUGCAGACCAAUCUAAAGCUACGGCUCUUAAAACCAAGGCCAAAUUGAGCAUUGGAUCAAAAUCUAAACCUACCACUCCCGUUGUUUGUAUGGACAAACCUAAUCCUAUCGCAAGAAUAGCUAAUGAUGAAUCUCAAGCUGCGACGGCUAUUUCAAACCAAGAAAUUAAUGAGAAAUCCCUCCCUCCAAAGAGAAGAGGACGCAAGGCAGUGGCUACCAAAAUCGAGGCCAAAGUGUCCAUUCCAGACGGACCAAAAGUGACGCAAUCCAGCGUUCCAAAAGUGAUUGAACCUGUGAACAAUAUUGAAAAUAAAAUGGCCGAGGAACCCACGGCUUUGUCCCCAAGGGUAACCAGGAGAAGAAGGAGGUCGAGUAAAACAUCUGAACCUCUUGAGGCUGCACCUGAAUCCGACUUGUGUGGCCUCCCAACAGUUGCCGAAAUUGUUUCUCCAUCCAAGAUCCCAAUACCUGAGCCAGUGCUUCAGAGUGAUCCUGUUAAUAAAUCUAAGGCAUCCUCAACUCCUCCAAAGAAGAGAGGUCGUCCCCCUAAGAAAGCCAAACUGGAUUCACCUCAAGCCAACGAAAGCUCUCCAAAGAAAUCAGGGACCACUGAGCCAAAAGAACAACAUGCUUCAGUAACAGUAGCCAAGAAUGUUAUGGAAGAAGAGCACACGCCAGUAAAAUUGACCAAGAAAACCUCCUAUGUCCAAGACACGAAAGAUUCAGAGAUUAAGGCACAAUUGCCAGAGCCCAAAGACCUGGAAUUACCCUCAAACUUGUGUAAGAUCGAAACUGGCCAAGGGGUUAAGACUAGGUACUCGUGUCUGGUUUGUAACAGAAUUUUCAUGAGAAGAGACAAAAUCACCGAACACAUUCACUCUGAACACAAAAAGCAAGUAGCUGAACAGCCUACUGAGCUUCAGUUAGCUCCUCUAAACCAUGUUGCUAAAAUGAAGUCACCCGAAAAGAAAACGGAAAGUUCUCAGCCAAAAACAAGUGAGAAAGUGAAGAUGCAAGCGCAACGAGACUUGUCUGUCGAAGAUCCUAAAGAGCAACCUUCACCACCGCCGCCAAUGCAAGUAGACUCUAUUGUGAAGAUUCCAAAACGCCUCGAGAAAAUCCGGAGCAAAGUUGACAAAUUGACUCGACAAGUCAAUGAACUUCUAAGUUUGAAACAGAACAAGAUCCAAUGGAAUCAAUCGUCGGAGAGCUAUAACUUGUGGAAGAGUCUGGGGAAGAGUUGCCGUUUCAAGAAACACAAUUUUAAAUCUCAAGUACCAACUGGCAAUAGUAGUCGAAUCGUUCUCAACUUAAGACGACAACAUGGUCCUCGAUUUAGUGUAAGUUCUGGCAAACGAUCCCCUUUGAAAUUAAGGUUGAAAUGUGAGAACCCUGAAGCGGUGGAUCUUUUCCCAAAGAAUGGAAAAGGUAAACUAAAGAAGAGCGAAAAAGUCCAGCCUGUGGUCAAGAGACGUGGCAGACCACCCAAGAAGCCUGAAUCUAUCAUUGAAGUGAAAUCUGAAACAAGUGCGACGGCGACAUCACCCUCUCAAGACCAUCACGAUCUACCGAUCAAUGAAGAUUCUAAAGAUUCCAACCUGGACCAACAGGAACCUCCUCCAAGAAGACGAAGUCGAUCACGUAAAUCAUCAAACCCAUUGAAGAUCGAGCAAGUGCCAAUCAUCCCUAUAAUCUCGCGUCCCAUCUUUGAUGCACCAUUGGUAACUAAAGUGUCACCUGCUCCCAUUGUACCAUCUAAGGGACAGAAGAGUCCGUCUCAAAAAGAUCUCAAUCCCAAGAAUGCGACCGAUUCUGAAGAAGUCAACAAGAAGCCUGAAGAUUCAUUAGUUGUCGUCAAAUCUGAAGCGUCUCCGAUCCAACCUCGAGAUGAAGCCCUAGAACCUCGUCGUAGAGGACGUAAAAGGAAAACUGAAAUAGUUGACAUCGAAAAAACCUUGAUUGAUUCAGAAGAACCCGACACCCCCAAAUCCAACGUUCCUCAAAGCCAAGAACCCAAGGAGGUUCUGAAGGCAGAAAAUGACGAAAUGCCAGAACAAGAUCCAAGUGACAUCCCAAUUACUCGAAAAAGGACCAAGAGGGCUAUUGAGGACUCACACGUGUCAUUGCCAAGCGCGACACAAGCAAGUGAUGUUUUGAUGACCCAAGUACAGACUGUUGAACCAUCUCCAGAGAAAGGGGCGGAAAAGCCCAAUGUUCCAAAACGUCGAGGAAGGCCGAAACGAGUGCCCGAAGAACAAAACCCUGUUGAUCCCGAGCCAUCAACAUCAGCAACCAAUCUGACGAGAACAACAACAACAACACAGAAUGCGUCAAAUCUUCCAAAAGCAAAGGUUGAUGGCCAGACUUUAUCUAAGCGAGGUCGAACAAGGAAAACCAAGGAAAAGUCUAUGGAUCGGUCUAAUAGUCCACCAUUACCGUCAUCAACAAGGAUAACACGUGGUCGCCAUGCCUCGUCGACUUCGUCGUCGUGCACGGUGAAAAAAGAUGACGAACGACCCAAGGAGGAGGACAUGCCCGUCGAAAAUGUUCCCUCUGCCACUCCAUCCAAGCGAGGACGACCCAAAAGGAACAUCCAGAGUGAAUCAGAAGCCCCCUUAGCUGCCUCAUCUUCUAACCCCUCUCCACCCUCUUCUUCAACAGCCAAUCCUUUGAAAAGAAAACGAGGAAAUAGUGAGACUCUUUUGGAAUCUGAUCUCAAUGUCGGUUCAGAGGUCUCAAGUGGUCCCACAGAAGUCAAACCAGAGGUUGCUGAUCCAUCCCCAACUUCACCGGCCAAAUCCCAAACUUUGGCUGAGCGAGUCUCUGAAGAGAAGGAGAACAGUGUGAAAGGCAUCAAACUGGUUAUAAAAGCUCCUGUUGGCUUAACCGUGCCCGACAAAGAAUCUGCUGAAGCCGAAGAUGAUCCUGAAACCAAAUAUGUGGUCCAAUCCUCGGAGGAAAACCCGCUGAAAUUGAAAUUGACCUCGGGGAACAAGAAGAAAAAGAAAAAGAAGGACAAAUCUAAUGAUGAAUCCCAAGAGGAAUCUUCGAUUGGCGAGAAGCACAAGAAGCAUAAGAAAAGAAAGCACAAAGAGAAGGAAAGAGAGAGCACUUCAUUGAAAUCUCCCCUUGUGUUACGGAUUAAGAGUCCCAACGCUCCUGACCGCUUGUCGCUCUCUCCUAGUAAGAGUGCCGCAUUGGAGAAAUCCCUGGAUUCUGUUCCCACUGAUGUUAUGAUUUCCCAAGAUCAACAAUAUCAAUUGACACCUCGGUCUUUACCCAAAGCGGCGCGCUCCCAAUAUCCUUCAGAAAAACAUCCCUCAGAAAAACAUACCUCAGGCUCUAACCCUACCAAGGCAGUUUCCAAACCGUCAUCCUAUGGACCAUCCUCCUCUUCUGCAUUGCCAACAACAUCUUCCAGCGGCACAUCUGUUUCAGAGAGCUCUCGCCGAACUCGUCCUCUGCGGAAAGAAUCGAACUUAUCUACAUCAGUGUCCUUUAGGGCUACAACGCUCGCCGUUCCCGCACCGUCAGAUACGACGGGGAGCCGAAAUCGGACUCCAUUGAAAGGGCCCACCUCCUCUUCCGGAGUUUUAUUCGCUGCUCCCUCUACCGGGUUGUCGAAAUCAUCAACAACGACGACAACGACGACGUCUUCGGUGAUCUUUGGAUUCCAGAACAACAUUAGCGAUGAAGCUUCGCCUUCGCCUUCGCCUUCGCCUUCUUCAUCUUCGAGCGUCGUAGCGCUUGGCCCGUCCACAUCUUUCGCGUGUUCUUCGAGGGCUGCUCCUGCUGUGUCGUCUGCCUCCAGUGAUGUGCCUCUCUUUGCUCGCUUGAAUUGCAGCAGGAGGACUGAUAACACAAACGCAAUGAUGACAACUCCUGAUAUGAGGAGGACAGAGGAAGAAGAACAAGAACACAAGGAAAAGAGGGUGGGAGAGUCCUUUGACAGCCAAGGGAAGCGUCCGAUUUCCAUUACACCCUCGUCGAGUAUGGUCACAUUCUCUCCAGAUUCUUCACCUGAACACCAGUCCACGCUUCCUUCCUACCAGCACCACGAUACGCUCGGAUUGAAUGAAGGCACUUUCAAUAACAUUCUCAAGACAAUUGGUGGCGAUGACGACAACGAGCAGGAUCAGGUUGAUCAGGUACACCAAGCAGGAGGCCGCACCCGUAUUUACCCUUCAAUUCGAAGCGGGCCCUCGGGUCGUGGUGGUUUUUCGCAAAUCAGAAGCCGGGAACCUGUUGGUGGACCAAUAAUAGCAACAUCAGCAACAGCAGGCGCAGGCACAGCCUCAUCAUCAACAUCAACAUCGCUAUUCUUGCCCUCGGUGGAGCAAGUGGAUGGAAGCAUUGAUACCUGUUCCCGAGCCUCUGCGUCCGUGAGCUCGGCCUCUCCGAGGAUUUCCGAAGAAGAUGGCGAGGAGCGGAAAGGGGACAAACCCAAACGACCUCGCCAACUUUUGGUCUCUUCCGGACAAAACCUCAUUCAACAGCGAAUAACGCAGACGUCAGCGGCCAUCAAACCCAAGAGCAAAUCCGCUUUGAUAUUCAGAGUGUUCAAAACCUCAUCCAAAUACCGAAAGUUCGUGGUGGUCAAGAACCGCAAGACUGAAAGCCGAAUAUACGAAUUGGACGAGUACUUGGAGCGUGAAGCUAAUCAUACCCUAGACGAACCAUUUGAUGAGGACGAAGGAGAUUGGGUUGGGAACAAAGAUCGAAGCAAGAAGAAGGAUUCCCAGUCACCAUCAAAAUCGUCCUCCUCGACUCCCGUGUUGGACCAAGUUCGGACCGACGGUGUAGACAAACGGUUGGAGUGCUCCAUGUGCAAGCGGACCUUUCCCAAUUUAGUUCGAGCACAUGCACAUCGGCAGAUGCAUCAAGAUGAACUAAAGAAACGGUCUUUCCGGAGAUCCAAAUCUAAAGACACCCCGGGAUCCAAUUCAUCCUCUCGACGAGUCAGUGUUGAUGAAUCUCUAGCGAGUCUCGACGAUGACGAGUCGAUGUUGAUCUCACAGGUGGACGGAGAGACGGAUUUGGAUGUUCUAACUCAAGGUCCUGGCGCGUCUUUCAAGCCUCAAAAUCAAGUGACCAAUCCGAUGACCGGAGCAAUGUCCUAUCCCAGUUCCAUGAGUGUAGUGUCCAGUGCGAAUCAAGUUGUGAUAACCACAUCAAACAGCAAUGCACUUACCUCACAUGUCGGGUCUAACACGGGGAACGUUUAUCUGAGCACUGGUUCCAUCGGCAGCAACCCGACACGGGUGUUGAUCCUGAAGAAGAAUAGCACCUCGUUCAAUAAUUGCAAUCCAUCACAAACCUCGAUGGGAAUGAUCCAAUCUAGUGUGGCAAACACGGUUCAAAUUCAACAAAUUCCCCGACUGAUCCAAACAAGUUGUCCCAAUGUGAUCCAGACUGUGCCCACGCCCACGUCGUACCCCCCUCUAUCCGUGAUACCAAGAUCCACAUCCGCAGCCUCAUCUUCGUCUUCAAGCUGUGGCAGUCAGAACUUGUCGGCUUUCGCCAAAGAGCUCCUUGUUUCAGAUAAUGCACAUCCCAUGCUCAUCAAGCAAGACCCUGUCAUGAUGUCAACUGACCGAGAGGAUCACGAACUUAUGUUGCCAGAUGCCUUACAUCUGUUCGAAGGAACAAACUUGGAUCACGGUGGGGAUGCAAUCCACCUUUCGAUUGACGAUAUUGCCAGCUAUGCGCAACCCAUUGUCACCGCCGAUGGAAGUCAGGCUAGCUUCGACACCUCGAUUGAAACGGCAAGCUUCUUGAGUGGAACAGAUGCCUUGGAUAUUGCAAGUGAGACCACCAAUGGAACAGCUUCACUGAGUAUCCCGGAAAUUCGGAGCGAGAGUGGAACUCCAUCUUUGCCUGACGAGGGUGAAUUUCCAUGUGGUCAGUGUGAGAAAAAGUUUGGCAACCGUCGAAAUCUCUUGUCGCACAUGCGAAGGCACACUGGGGAUUAUAAGUUGUUCUGCCAGGAAUGUGGAAAGGGAUUCUUCACUCAAUCCAAGCUGGAUUCCCACAAGAGAAAGCAUACCGGUGAAAAGCCCUUUCGAUGCUUAUUCCAAACCUGCUUGAAGCGAUUCCGGUACAAGGGUGAUCUUUCCAAGCACAUCAAACGCUACCAUCCCGGCCACACCCAGAAUCUAGUCCAAAUUCCACUCCAGGACGAUGAGUUAGUAACAAUUCAACAAAGCAUGGCCAACACAGCAAUGAAGAGUUCAACGUCGAGCAUGGCAAUAAAGAGUUCAUCGCUGAACACCCCUUCCACAAUAACAUCAAGUGUGGUGCCCUCUCCUGGACCCUCGAAAGUGACAUUUGUGAACACCACACCGAUUCAAUCCACUAAUUCCACUCCACCUCCCAGUAACAGCCUCUUCUUUCCAUUGCUGCCUCAGCAUCCAGUCAAACCUUCCGAGUUGGAAACCAUGAGUAAUGGGUCAAAUUCGACGUCCUCUUCCAACCACGCUCUCUUGCACCACCAACACAGCAGUGACGAUAAUGACCCAUCUCUAGAUGAAAACAUAAUCGCGAUGUUAGCGGCCGAUGACGAUCAUGAAUCCUCGUCGAUAGGAGAGAUGUCGGGAUUCCAUUCACCUUCCCCCAACGCAUCCGUGGAUUCGUUCAAAACUUCAACACCGAUCUUACACAAUGUUUUGACAAAAGGGGCUAAUACCAUCAAAAACGAGAUGCGGAAGGACCAGGAGCAUCAAUUCCAUCAAAAAGUUCCGAACCACUUGCAUGAUCAACAGCAGCAACAACCUCAACAGCAAAACCAUAUACAAAUCAUUCCGCCUCGAAACCAAGUCAUUGUUUCGCACCAGAAUCAAGUGUCCCUUAAUCACAACCACCAUUCCCUUCAAAGCCAGAAUCAUCAAGUUGUCAGGUUCACCCAACAACCACAGCAACAACAACAGCAGCAACAACAACAACAACAGCAGCAGCAGCAGCAACAGCAGCAACAACAAUUACAGCUAUCUCGGGGUCAAGCUGUAUCCCAAACGAUGCCUUCGAUCACCGUGACGGCCACUCCGGGUGCGUCGUCUACGCCGUCUUUCUUGGUUCCUUCGGCUUCGUUGCUUAAGCCGAUCAUGCCUCAAUCCUCGCAACGAACCACACCCUCCGGGAUCAAGUUCACCCUACCAUCUGCUCCUGUGCCCUCCUCGACGUCCAUGUCCACCGCUUCUAUGGCUACACAUUCGAAGCCUGUGAUCUCACUCGUGUCUGGGAAUGGACAUCAAAGGGCGAACAUUUCCAUUAGUCCAGCUGCCUUUGUCCGAAGACCCGCCUCUCAGGCUUCAACAAAGGCCGCAAUCCUUCGACCACCUCAAACAAUGACUACGAUGAACAUCCAAGAGGUGUUAGCCAAGUCCAGACCCGUGCCAAUUGAAGAAGUUCGUCCUGAGCAAACAAAUUCGGCGGCCGCAAGUGCCAAUCACCAGCAAAACCGACACCACCACCAACAACAGCAAUCGCCAUCACCACAACAACAGCAACAGCAACAACAGCAUGUUCACCAACAUAAACUACCCCAAAUUCCAGUACAAAUUCCUCUGACAGAUCGUGCUUCCAUCUCAGCAACAGCUUUGCUGCCUGGACGACCUCCGAAGCGUUUCCAGUGUACUUCACCCGGGUGUCAACGCAGCUUUGAGAAGGCAAACCUGUUGAGACGGCACAUGAAACUUCACUCAGGCGAUUGUAAAUUUGUGUGCGAUCUCUGCAAGAAAUGCUUUGAGUCCCAAUCCAAGGUCGACGAUCAUUACCGGAAACACACGGGAGAGAAGCCUUUUGUUUGUCACAUAUGCGGCAACUCUUUCAGAUACAAAGGAGAUCGGACCAAACAUCUGAAGAACUUGCAUCGCGUCUCCAAAAUGUCCGGAUUGAGCACCUCGACCACCUCGAGUGUGGCUUCCACGUCCUCUUCCUCCACUUCCGACGACAAAUCCGUCUUGUUCGCGGGUUUGAACCAAGACGAAACCAACUCUUCGAUCUCCUCGUUUCACUCAAAUUCGGAUUCCAUGGCCAGUGGGUCGGUUUUGGAAUCGCCCGUGAAGGUGGAGAACAUGGAGAUCAUCAACUUAAACCAAAUGCACGGCCAUCACCAUGACCAUGACGACGACCUUGAUCAUACCAUGGAUGACUUUCAUGAGACGGUUACAAUGUCUUUGGACGAGGUCGUUCAAUUUGCCCAACCAAUUGUGACUGAUUAUAUCUAGCCCGAAAUCAACGAAAACGAACGAGAGAAAUCCCAGUGUAUAACAGCAUCCCCAAGGAACGAGCUCUGGACUCCAAAUACUACGCGGGAUUGUGGGAGUGACCCCGAGCUAGAGUUGUCUUCGUUUUUUGUGUUGAUGUGAAACGAAAUCCCGGACCAAGGACUCGUGAGCUUAGUUCAGUUUUCUCCCAAAAAUAUUGUUGUGACCAUUCGUGCAUCAACAAAGAAUAGACUCGAGCCGCUCCCUGAGCCAGAAGACCAAUGUACAAAAUAAUAAUUUAACCUGUGUCUAUCCGCGAUGUUUAUUCCACUCUCAUCAUCAUCUUGUUUCAUCCCUGUUACGGAAGCUCUUCAAUUCCAUUUUCCCUCCCAAGCGAGUCACACCUCAACACAUUUAUCAUUGCUAUUAUUAUUGUCCUUAAUACUAUACUGCUACAGCUUCUGUUCUUCUUAUACUACCCAUACAAAUAUUACUACUACUACUGCAACCACUACUACUGCUACUACUACUACUACUACUAUUACUCCUCCUAUUGCAACAACAACGGCAAUUUCUAUUAUCAAUAUAAUUACUUCUACUACUACUACUACUACUACUACUACUACUACUACUACUAAUGUAAUCCUCGUACUUACAACUCCAAUCAUGAACAUGUUAUCAAUACAAUUCAAUGCCAACAAAACAAUAUUUUGCUCGCUCCAACUCUACCACGCCCCUACUAUUGCAAAAAAGGACAGCCCAUCCACACCUACAAAUGAAGUUGCUCCGCCUCACCCCUAUAAUAUUGUCAACACUAAUAUUAUCACGACACGAUACAAAUUCUCUUGACGAAGUAGACUUCGAGAUUGUAAGGAGCAGUAAAAGAAUUAUACACGGAACUGUAAAAUGGUUGUAGAAUCAUUGUUGAAUCAUAUUGAACAGAGCAAAUCCCAAAAUAAAUGUGUUUAUGUAACAAA
Tigriopus californicus is the source of this 24531-nucleotide messenger RNA. RefSeq lists its product as uncharacterized. Gene Ontology annotation, biological process: regulation of transcription by RNA polymerase II. Bases 149 to 23575 code for a protein of 7808 amino acids. Gene Ontology annotation, molecular function: zinc ion binding; DNA-binding transcription factor activity, RNA polymerase II-specific; RNA polymerase II transcription regulatory region sequence-specific DNA binding. Gene Ontology annotation, cellular component: nucleus. NCBI's taxonomy places the organism in Eukaryota, Metazoa, Arthropoda, Copepoda, Harpacticoida, Harpacticidae. The record is from RefSeq and is a predicted model, not a curated record. The transcript has 12 exons.